ACAUGGCGACUUUGCGUCCGUCACAACGGAUAUAGACUGCGUGACUUUUCCUGUGAAUUUUACGUAUUACCAAUCUAAUUUUGUCUACAUUAUUGUGCCUGAUGAGCAUUCGAAUGGUAAGGAAUCGAACUGUAAGUUAACUUCGAAUGGAGUUGGCUUAAUAACGCCUGUGUCUAUAUCUUUAAAUGGCAGUUGUACAGGACAGUCUUUACCAUAGACUUCAAAUGAUGAGCUCUGCAUUAGAAAGUCGUCCUACGAGUGCCCUUGCCAGAGGUGUGCAAAUUACGGAAUUUAAGGAAACAAGGGUAAACCCUGAACCAGUAGUUUUAGAGGAUAGUGAUCUCUUACUAGAACAAUAUCUUUCGCCAGGUAAACUAAGACUUCUGACUGGGGUUGAUAAUUUAGAUGAUAUUUAUCGCCUGGAAUUAAAAGUCGACACAAAAGAAACAAGCUUGGGAAAUUUUGGUUCCCUGCUACCAAACUUAACACAACUGAAACUAUCAAAUAGUAACAUCCCAUGCAUUCGCGACUUAGGUUCUAGUUUAAGAAAUGUUACCGUUUUAUGGAUGUCACGUUGUGGCUUAUACGAAUUGGAUGGAAUAUCAUCUAUGCUAAGUCUAAAAGAACUAUACUUGUCAUACAAUGAAAUCUGUGAUAUAAGUGCUCUAAGCAUGCUGGACUCGCUACAAAUUUUAGACUUAGAAGGAAACAACAUCGAUGAUACCCAACAGAUUCAUUAUCUUGCUAUGUGUUCAAACCUCUCCAGUCUGACAUUGGAAGGGAAUCCUGUGUGUGUAUUACCUACACCAGACAGUAGUGAAACAGAGGACUAUGACUACAGGUGGACUGUCAAAAACAUCAUAGCUUAUCUUAAGAUAUUAGAUGAAGAAGCACUUAAUUUAGAACCAUCACCCUCAAAGAAAAAGAAUGUAUUUGAUGAUGACUGGGCCUAUUUGGAGGAAUUGCAGAGAGAUGUAGGAAUAGGCGGCUCAACAGAAAGUCUUAAUUCACUAGACAGUCCUACAGAGACUGUAGGCAGACCAGGCACUGCGUCCCUGCGCUACAACAGGGUACCGCCCAGGCUCUGCCCUCAGACCCUCCUCAGGGUUCAGACCCCUCACAGCAUCCAGGAGACCUGCUACUACUUCUGGGGAAACGUCAGACCUUUAACUGCAGAGAAAGCUAGCAGGGAGGAAAGUUCAGAGGAUAAAAAUAUUACAGAGGAUGCCUCGAGUGAACUUACCAUGGGAACUGUUGUUUGUGGAAAUCCAUCCAAAGCCCUCUUCUCGCGGCGAAAAAUCAAUCCAGGCAGUCAAAAUACAAAUGAAUCCACUGGACUAAAGCUGUUUCCUCAAUUUCUACACAAACCUGAGCACACAUAUGAUCCUGUCCCAGAUGAUGACAAGGAGAGAGCAGACAUAGUGGCGGAACUAAAGGAGUGGAAACAACAUCAUGAAAAGAUGAUGGAGAAGAUCAAAGCGGAGAAAGCUCCCCAGGUGUUGGUGAUUGAUCAUGACGAUGCGAUCAGCAUAUCUGGUGAUGAGGAAGUGACAGAUGAAGAGGAUGAUGAUGAUGAUUUACCCUCGGGUUUAACUUCUCUGGAUAACAGUGACAGGCCACUCAGAGAGAACCAGUCCGGCAGUAAUGGCCGACCUGUCAGUGCUGAUAGGCCAAGCAGCAAGGAACGAAGUGUCAGCUCUAGUCCUCUACUGGAUCUCCCACCACCACCAACCCCACCCAAAGUGUUGGGCAAUGUUCGUGAACCUCCAUCUGGUGAACUCCAGGAGGGAAUCAUUGAGGCCCUGAAGAUAGAGGGUCUGACAGCAGACAGCAAGAAGAAAGAGGAACCAGAGGAGCCCCAGGAAACACCAGAGAGCCUCCAGCUGAAGACCCGUCUGGAGAACCACGCCCUCAAUCCUCACCGUCCCUGUCCCCCCAUCAAGCCCCUUGGGAGGUUUACCACGCAAGGGCCAGUCAUGCCCCGUGCUCCCCCUCCCUCAGCAGUGGCCAGAAACAUGCUGAGCAAAAGCAUGGCUGUCCCGGCAAGAAGGACCAGUCCAAACAGUCAAGAUUCCGGCACUGCGGUGAUCGCUGCGUCUGCGUCCGCUGAUCGCCCAGUUCUCCAGAACCGUCCCUUCACGGCACGGGCCGUGCUAUCUCAAGUCCGCAGGCAGCUGCCACAGGUUCCAACUCUACCCUCAAAACCAAGCUUUCCCAAAUGAGAACUUGUUAUUUAUUUUUGGCAAAAAAAUAUAUCUGGUUCUUCUGGUUUCUUCCUGGCUUAAAUUGUCUUUCAUUUUAUUUGCUAGCUGAUGCAUUUACAUGUAUAAAUUCAUAUUUUGGCCAAUUUAUUAAUAAUGGAUUGAUAAAUCUGUCUUGGACUAACAAGUACAUACACAUGUUUAUUACUACAUGUAUUCUGAUGCGAGGUAAUGUGCCUUCAAUUUGCUUGCAUGAGAAUCAACUAAAUUGUUUCAUGAAAUAAAUCUACAUAUACAGUCAUAAAUUUUUUUUUAAAGUAUGAGAAUUUUGAUUUACUUUGUGAGGGACAGUGUGUGCUAGUUGUGACUGUAUAGCUACAUUGUAUAAUGCAUUUCAGUACAAUGAAUUCUAGUAAUGAUGAUAAAAGUGUGCUAAGUACUGAAAGUUUUCAUGUUUUUACAUAUCAGUAUUUUAAUUUAUUUCUUUGUACAAGUACAAUGAUACAUGCCAUUUGUAGUGAUACCUACAAAAUGUAACAUUGUUUUGAUGAUCGCUGAGAAUCAUAUUGAUUUUGGAAACAAAAAAGUUUUCUUGUAAUGAUUGAACUCUUCUAUUGCUAAUUUUACGGAUGCACUGAUGUUGAAAAAUUUUCAUAGCUGAUUAAAGAUUCAAAUCAUUGUGUUGGUUAUAAAAUCUGAAUAUUAAAAAAGCAAACUAGCAAUUAUUUAUUGGCUUUAUGAAGAUUAUUUUAGUGGAUUGUAUAAUCACAUCUUGGUAUGUUAGAUGGUUGCGAGAUAUUCAGAACACUGAUGAGAUAUUUUCUGAAAUCUAGAUGUGGCUGUGUGUUGUCAUUCAUAUUGUACGUUUAUUGAGUUGACUAGGCCUUUUGUUUUGUUUUUUCACUCUGCAAAUGUAGAUUGUCCUUUUCCACAAUAAAUAUUUCUGAUUACAACAA
Messenger RNA from Magallana angulata, 3157 nucleotides. Its product is annotated as leucine-rich repeat-containing protein 56-like. NCBI's taxonomy places the organism in Eukaryota, Metazoa, Mollusca, Bivalvia, Ostreida, Ostreidae. The record is from RefSeq and is a predicted model, not a curated record. Gene Ontology annotation, molecular function: protein binding.